Molecule: messenger RNA, 3440 nt
Organism: Xenopus tropicalis (tropical clawed frog)
Lineage: Eukaryota; Metazoa; Chordata; Amphibia; Anura; Pipidae
Gene: rigi
Product: RNA sensor RIG-I
Exons: 21
Coding region: 213-3116 (967 amino acids)
Biological process (GO): immune system process
Cellular component (GO): cytoplasm
Molecular function (GO): RNA helicase activity; hydrolase activity; ATP binding
Source: RefSeq, a predicted model, not a curated record
UUUCUCUCCCAACAGAAAGCACAAUUAGGAGCGAGAGCUGAGAGAGCUGUGUGUAUGUAGUCUGCUCGCUGCUGAUUCCAGAGUGUUAAAGAUACAAAUCAUCAUUUGGCUUUAUCUGCCUAUUUAUUUACCCCUGAAAGUGGGAAGGACUACAAAGUGCUCACUAAGGAUACACAGUUUUCUGGAUGUUCUAAAAGCAGAGAAAACUAGACAUGAGCCAAGAGGACAAAGAAAGAUUAAAACUGUAUAGUGAUUACAUCACAGGGAUUCUGAGACCCACCUAUGUUAUUGACUGUAUGUCCACUUGGUUCUCAACAGAUGUCAUAGAAAAGAUCAAAGCUGAAGAGUCAAACGGGCCAACUCAAGCUGCCAGCUUCUUCAUCAAACACCUGCUAGAGCUGGAAGAGAGGGGAUGGUACCAAGGAUUUCUAGAUGUGCUAGAGGCCACAGGAUACACUGGCCUCUGUCAAGCACUGACUAUGUCAGACUUUCACCACAUUGAGGCUCUAGAUCAUCCAAAGAGACUUUUAAAAACAAUACACAGUACAGUUAAAAACAACAUCACUCCAAGUGAGUUUGUUAAUCAUUUUACCGACUGUCUCAUGUCCCGGGAAAUUGAAGAAAUUAAGCAGGAGAUUACAAACAAAGGGGAAAUUGCUGGUGCUGAGAAGUUUAUAGAUAUCCUUCUCAGAUCAGACAAACAAGAAUGGCCCAAGGUCUUCACUCUGGCUCUGCAAGAUGAAGGACACUUGGAAAUUCUUGGCUUAUGGUCAGAUAAAGAGCGUCGCAGUGUAGCAGAAAAUGUGGAGGAAGAAACUAGCGCAUUCAGUAACCUCCAGUACUCAGUGAUACCAGAGCAGGAAAAUCUAGAUUACUCAGAGUGUAGCAGUGUAGCAGAAAAUGUGGAGGAAAAAAUCCUCCAGUAUUCAGAGAUGCCAGAGCUGGAAAAUCUAGUUCUCUCAGCCCCUGCUGUUCUGAGCAAUCAAGUAAAAAAUGUCAUCCCUAAAAUAAAUAGUAGUGUUUCACAAUCAAUUUCCACUGUGAAGUUAAGAAAAUAUCAGGAGGAGUUAGCAAAACCUGCAUUCACUGGAAAGAACACCAUGAUUUGUGCCCCAACAGGAUCGGGGAAGACUCUGGUGUCACUUGUGAUUUGCAAACAUCAUUUAGAAUGCAUGCCAAAUGGAAAAAAAGGAAAAGUUUUAUUCAUGGCCACCAAAGUGCCAGUUUAUGAGCAACAGAAGGAUGUUUUCUGUAAAUAUUUUGAAGGCAGUAGGUACAAAGUAGAGGGUGUUUCUGGAGAAACGGCUGAGAAUUUUCCUGUGGGGCUGGUCAUUGAAAACAGUGAUAUCAUUAUUUUAACCCCUCAGAUUCUUGUUAACUGCCUACAAAGUGGAACAGUGCCUUCUAUUUCUGUCUUUAGCAUGAUGAUUUUUGAUGAAUGCCACAACACAAUAGGGAAUCACCCAUACAAUGUAUUGAUGUUCAGUUACUUGGAUCUGAAGCUGAAUAUGCCUGGGGUGGCUCUUCCACAGAUCAUUGGAUUGACAGCCUCAGUGGGAACAGGAAAAGCAAAGUCUUUACCAGAAGCAAUUCAUUAUAUCACUAGAUUAUGUGCCAGCCUUAAUAUUGAGGUUAUAUCUACAGUCAAGGAGCAUAAGGAAGAGCUGGCUGAAACUGUAUUCAAACCAACAAAAAGUAUUAGCAUAGCACCACAGCGUGAAAAUGACUCAUUUACAGCUAUCAUGUCUGAAAUCAUGAGCGAGACUGAGAAGAUGGCAAAAGACUUUUACCCUGAACUUUAUUCCAUGUCCAAUAUCCAGAAUCGGAGUUACGGAACGCAGAAAUAUGAGCAGUGGAUAGUUGACACCCAAAAGAAAUGUUGUGUAUUACAAAUGGAUGACAAGAAUAAAGAGAUGCGUAUCUGCUCAUCACUGUUUACCUACACUGAGCAUUUGCGGAAAUAUAAUGAUUCUAUUAUGAUCAACGAUGAUGCUCGUACAAAGGAUGCUCUGGACUUUUUGGAGAACUUUUUUAACAACAUGAAGAAUGGAAGCUUUAAUGAAAUUGAACAGAAGCUGUAUAAUAUGUUUCAAGAUAAACUCCCACAGUUGUUGGACAUUUCGAAAAAUAAUAUUAACCCAAAACUGGAAGAGCUACAGUUUAUUUUGGACGAAUCCUAUCACGAGAACCCAGAGACGCGCUCUUUGCUAUUUGUCAAAACUCGGUCAUUGGUAUCGGCAUUAAAGACAUGGAUAGAAGAGAACCCCUUACUCCAAUUCUUGAAGCCGGAGAUAUUGAUAGGACGAAGCAAGAGGAAUGAAAGCCUAGGAAUGACCCUGUCAAGCCAAAAAGGUGCACUGGAGGCUUUUAAAAAUUCAGCAGAAAGCAAACUUUUGAUUGCAACCUCAGUUGCUGAUGAAGGCAUUGAUAUCCAGGCCUGUAACCUUGUGCUUCUUUAUGAAUAUGUUGGCAAUGUUACAAAGAUGAUCCAAGUCAGAGGCCGAGGAAGAGCAAAGGACAGCAAAUGCUUUCUGAUUACAUCCAAAGGAGAAGAAGCGAUUAAGGAAGAAAAUAAUUUGCUGCGUGAGAAAUUAAUGAAUGAGGCUGUAACUGUGCUACAGAAGGAGGAGCCUGAGUCCUUUGUUAAUAAGAUUCUUGAGAUCCAAAAGGAAGAAAAACAUAUUCGUGAUAUGAAAAAGUUAUUUGAGAGACCAAAGGCAACUGAAGGCAACAGGAAAUUGCUUUGUAAAAAAUGUAAAACAUAUGCCUGCAACACAGAUGACAUAAGAGUAAUAAAGGUUUCUCACCAUACAGUCAUUGACAAAAGCUUUAUGGAGCGGUUUACUUCUUUGCCUAUUGAAAAGCCCAAAAAAUUCAACGGCUACAAGAUGUUGAGUAAAAUAUUCUGCAAGAGACUAGAAUGCUCAGAGGAAUGGGGGGUGUCUGGCACAUACCAGAACUUUUCACCCAUUCCUCUAAUAAAGAUCACUAAGUUUGUAAUAGAGAACCCAGAUGGAACCCAGGAGUACAAGGCCAAAUGGACAGAUGUAAAUUUUACAAUGAAGAUCAUCACAAGAAAUGAAUUGAUUAGUUCAUUCAUUGCUUCUGUUGAAUAAUGUAACUGUCAUUAUUGACUACCUGGACUGAGCUCUGUAUGAUCACUACUGACAACGCGAUUACAUUUUUAUGGCUAAUAUUAUUUAUUGCUUCACCUUAGGCUCUCUUCUAGUGACUUCCACUCUAACUUUAGAACAUUUGCCCUGUUGAUAGUGUAAAUGGCCCCAGUAGCCUGAGAGCAAUUUUACUGACUAAUUGGAGAACUACUGAAUAAAUUGUUCAUUCAAAACCAAAUACAGUCAUGACCCAAAUUGUUGGCACUCCAGAAAUGUUUCCAGAAAAUCAAGUAUUUCUCAUAGAAAAGUAUUGCAGUAACACAUGUU